This is a messenger RNA of Trichomonas vaginalis G3, 276 nucleotides long. RefSeq lists its product as uncharacterized. NCBI's taxonomy places the organism in Eukaryota, Parabasalia, Trichomonadida, Trichomonadidae. The transcript has a single exon. The coding region runs from base 1 to 276 and encodes 91 amino acids. The record is from RefSeq and is a predicted model, not a curated record.
AUGACUUUAGAUUCAGUUGAAGCUUAUCACAUUCUCCGUAAUGGAAUUACUGGUGGUUUAUCAAAUGUUCAACAUCGUGUUAAUCUUAAAGGAAUCACACACAUUAAUAAACUUUCAUAUAGUCCAGAAACUAAAACUGUAUCAAAUGAGGACACCACCAACAUUAUGACUCAUUUCGUUGGUGUUGACUUUAAUUCAUUAUAUCCUUCAUCAUUUUCAUCUAAUCCUCAUGAUUAUGACUCCAUUGAUUCCAUUCAGGAUUUAAACAAUGUUUAA